UUUGUUUUCCAUCAUUUAUAUUCUGUAUCCUCUUUAAUUGAUGUGUCUGUCUUGAUUGAUCUUAUGUCCAGCCUUGUCCUUCUUGCUCAUCUCGUUUCACUCCCGGUCUCUUCAUCGUGCACUUUUCUUAAUUUGAAAUUCACGUUUCUCAUUCGUACAUAUAUCUGUGUAUCAUGUCGACAUCAUGAUCUCUUCCUCCUCCUCCAUUUCCGUCCUAUUAAACCUUUUUGCCGUGGUCUGUAUGUCAUCUUCCUCAUCUUCAAAACCUAUCUUCCUCUUCAUUGUUACGUCAGCCGGAUUACGCAACGCGCGAUCAUCACGGACUGA
Molecule: messenger RNA, 327 nt
Organism: Desarmillaria tabescens
Lineage: Eukaryota; Fungi; Basidiomycota; Agaricomycetes; Agaricales; Physalacriaceae
Exons: 2
Coding region: 64-327 (87 amino acids)
Source: RefSeq, a predicted model, not a curated record